Molecule: messenger RNA, 750 nt
Organism: Colletotrichum truncatum
Lineage: Eukaryota; Fungi; Ascomycota; Sordariomycetes; Glomerellales; Glomerellaceae
Product: uracil phosphoribosyltransferase
Cellular component (GO): cytoplasm
Molecular function (GO): ribosylnicotinamide kinase activity
Source: RefSeq, a predicted model, not a curated record
AUGACCAGCCACGAUUUGAAGUCCGCCAACACCAGUGGGCCUACCCAGUGUGUUGGACCGUUGUACCGCUCUGAGAGCCAAAAGCCUACAGCAACUGUAUCGACUGAGAUGAACUUGGACAACGUUACUAUUCUUCCUCAGACACCCCAGCUUAUUGCUCUCCUCACUAUUAUCCGGGAUAAGAAUACUGAGCGUGGUGAUUUCAUUUUCUACUCUAACCGUAUAAUUCGGCUACUCGUUGAGGAGGGUUUGAACCACCUACCUACAGUUGAACAUGAUGUGACCACACCCGUUGGCCGGACUUACUCGGGCCUUAUGUUCCAGGGCAAGAUUUGCGGCGUUUCCAUCAUGCGUGCUGGUGAGGCUAUGGAGCAGGGCUUGCGGGACUGCUGUCGAUCGGUGAGAAUCGGCAAAAUUCUGAUCCAGCGGGAUGAGGAAACAGCUCAACCGAAGCUAUUCUACGACAAGCUUCCUGAAGAUAUUGCUCAACGUUGGGUUCUUCUGCUAGAUCCGAUGUUCGCCACAGGAGGUUCGGCCAUCAUGGCUGUGCAAGUCCUCAAAGCUCGGGGUGUUCCCGAGGACCGCAUCCUGUUUUUGAAUUUAAUUGCAAGCCCCGAGGGCAUUAAGAACUUUACCGCCAAGUUCCCCAAGCUCCGGGUUGUCACAGCAUUUGUUGACCAGGGUUUGGAUGAAAAGAACUACAUUAUCCCCGGCCUCGGCGACUUCGGCGACCGGUUCUACACUGUCUAA